Messenger RNA from Leptidea sinapis, 6900 nucleotides. Its product is annotated as citron rho-interacting kinase-like. The record is from RefSeq and is a predicted model, not a curated record. The coding region runs from base 162 to 5753 and encodes 1863 amino acids. Gene Ontology annotation, molecular function: protein serine/threonine kinase activity; ATP binding. The transcript is spliced from 30 exons. Gene Ontology annotation, biological process: actomyosin structure organization; peptidyl-threonine phosphorylation. Lineage: Eukaryota; Metazoa; Arthropoda; Insecta; Lepidoptera; Pieridae. Gene Ontology annotation, cellular component: cytoskeleton; cytoplasm.
AGGGAAACGAAACGUUCAGAAUUGAACAAUAGUCUGUAUAGUAAUAGUUAUUUGUUACGACAAGUGAAAUAAAAUGAUUUUGUGUGAAUUUAUAUUACUUUAGGAAUUUAAAAUCACCCUAUGGGAGACUGUUGCUAGAAACCUGAAACAUCUCAUCAAAUAUGGAACCAUCAAAGGAUGCUAUUGCAGUGCGGGUUACACGUCUAAAUCGACAAAUAACAGGGAAAUUGACCGCUGGAACUAAUAAAAUCUCUAAGAAAUUAGAUAGGGAGACUCUUUUAGAUGCGCUUACAGUGUUAUAUGAUGAAUGCAAUGAUGAUCCUGUUAAGAAAACAGACGAGCUUGUUAAGAUAUUCGUUGAUAAAUAUCGUAGUGCACUUGCAGAAUUAAGAAGUGCUCGUGUUUCUUUGUCAGAUUUUGAAGUGCUGCAAACCAUUGGAAGAGGGCAUUUUGGUGAAGUUCAUAUGGUUCGUGAAAAACAUACAGGGGAUGUGUAUGCUUUAAAAAGUAUUCGUAAAGAACAAGCCCGUAAGAGAGUUACUGGCUCAUCUGAUGAAAGAGACAUCCUAGCUACAUCUUCAGGACAGUGGAUACCCAAACUGCAAUAUGCAUUUCAGGAUAAUAGUAAUCUUUUCCUUGUUAUGGAGCUGUGCAUUGGUGGUGACUUGGAAGGAUUUUUGGCUAGAUGCAGUCAACCACUAUCGGAAAGAGAUGCAGGUUUCUAUGUUGCCGAAGUGGCUCAUGCACUCAAAGCUCUGCAUGGCAUGGGUUUCGUUCAUCGUGAUGUUAAGCCGUCAAAUAUCCUGAUAGAUAGAUGUGGGCACAUCAAGCUCGGGGACUUCGGGUCAUGUGCCCGGCUGUCUGAAGGUGGAUGCGUUAUUGGAGGGACAGCUGACUACGUGGCGCCCGAGCUACUGGCAGCGGCUGAAUGUGCCAACCACACCCACACUGUGUGUCUGCAGUAUUGCCACAUUACUACUGCGCUUUCUGCCUGUGAUUAUUGGUCGCUUGGGGUUGUAGCCUACGAGCUGGUAACACUGUCAAGGCCAUUUUCAACAUCCGAUGAAGAUUCUGUCGCACAAGUACUCAGCAAUAUUCAUAGAUAUGAAAACAACUCAGAUUCUGAGCCCUUGUUCGAUGAGCCUCCGAGCGGACCAUCCAACAGCUGGCAGUCCCUGGUGUACGGCCUGCUAAGAGUGCAGCCGGCGCGGAGGUUUAACUACUUGGACACGCUCCAGCACGCAGCGCUGGCCCACCUCAAUGUACAUGGAGCAGCUAUACGAGAUCAGGCGCCUCCAUGGGUGCCCAGUGUGCGCGGACCGGAGGACUCUCGUUACUUCUCCUCCCCGCCGCGGCAGCCCUCCAAACCCUCGGCCGCGCCCUUCAGAACUAGGCAGCCUUUCGCUGGACAACUACCCUUUGUUGGAUACACAUUCGUUGCGCCCGAGGAGAGUGAGGAGACGAUCGGCAGCUACACGUCCACGCACGAUUCAACGGCGAUCGAUUUGGCCACUUUUAAAUCUGCUGAAAAACUGGCAACAUUGCGCGCGAAAGAGAUAGCUUCACUGCAGAGCAAGUUAGCGGCGGCAGAAUGUGCAGUCAGUUCGGCCGUGGAGCGGGCCAAGCGAGAGGCAGACGACGAGGCGGAGAGACUGCGGGCCAGGCUACAAGCGGAGAUCACGGCGCUCUCCUUACAGAACAAGCGACUAGAGCGGCAGCUGGAAGUUGAAAAAGAAGAACGUAUGGCGUUACAGAGGACCAAUCAAGAGCUCACCAACGGUAUUGAGGACCGCAACAAUGCAGAGAUACGAGCGGCUAGAGCGAGGGAGAGGGAGGCUACGGGUGAGAGGGACGCACUGCGAGCGGAGUUGGCGGGGCUCGAGGCCCGCGUGCGGGAGCUGCAGGCAGAGUGUGCGGGUGCGCGCGCAGACGCGGACGUGGCGCAGCAGAGGCAGAGGCAUUACCAGGACUCGAUCGCUAAAGAGCGCGCGCUUCGUCGUCAAACAUUGAGCGGCAGUGAGAUAGACGGUGCCAAGCUGGCCACAGCUGAAGCGUCGCUCGCCAGGGAGUGUAGAGCUCGGGCCGCUCUGGAGGAACGACUCAACACGGCUCAUAAUGAACUGGACGAGCUCAGGCACGAACUAGAACACGUCAAGGACAGUCUGCAUAAAGAACAAGAAUCGACCCGUGAAAAAGAUCGUUUGGUAUCCAGUACCCAACAGGAGCUUAGGGAACUACAGAAACAACUCGCCCAAGAGAGGGUUAAGAAUUCCACCCUGCAGGCACAUCUUCAGGAGAGUGAGCGCGCGGUAUCGCUGGCUGCAGAGCGAGAGGCGACUCUUGAAGAACAGAGCUCGCGGACCGAGGCCCGGCUGCAACAGAGACUCGACGCGGCUGAGGCGCGCGCUGCAUCCGCACUGAGCGACGAGGCCAGGCACAGAGACAAGGUGACCACACUGGAGCAAAUGGUGCGGCAGCUGGAACGUGAAGUGCGGGCUCUGGAGAACCGUGCCUCCCUGAAAUGUAUUAAACCGGCUGCGGCUGCCGCGGCCGCCAGCGACAAGGAGAACAACCCCAAUGAGGUGAACGUUGGCCACAAUGCGGCCACCAACACCUCCGAUGGCGACAUCCGGCUGGAUGCCCGCAGCGACACCGAGAGCGUCGACGGACACGCCAACGUGCAGGUUUCUCUUCUGAAGGAACAGUUGGAGAGGGCUGAAAAUCAGUUGCAGUCUAGAGCAAAUGAAAUCGCUGCGCUUCGUCAAGAGGCAAGAUCAGCGAACCUCGCAAGAUGGCGAAAGGAAAAAGAAUAUAAUGAAGCAGCUUUGGAUGUAAAAGUAACAACAAGGGACUUAAAACGUUCAGAGGAGCGCAUAGCCACGCUUCUCGAGAGCCGAAAAGCGGCCGAAGAGAAAGCAUCUAAAUUGGAGAAAGAGCUGGCAAUAUUGAAACCACAAUACGAGGAAGCGAGAAAGGGUAUGGAGCAAUAUAAGGAACAGUUGGAUAAGUUACAGAAGAGCUACGAAAUACUGCAAGCGGAAGUUGACAGAUCUCGUAACGACAUACGUAAGUUAAGAAGCGAAGUGCAAUAUAGUGAAAAGCGACGUCUACACGCGGAAGAACAGGAGGAGCUCUCUGCCCGAGAGCGGGCUCAGCUCAGAGACGAACUGACACCACUCAGGGUUCAAAACAACGAGCUUAUAGCGAACAACAAGGCUCUUCAAGAAGCUUGCAGUUUGCUUGAAGAGCAACUCACAGAUCUGGAGAAAUUAACUGACCUGCACGAGUUGAAAAAUAAAGAUCUUGAGAGUGAAGUGCAGCGACUGCGGAGUGAAGUGGAGUUGUACCGCGGCCGCGUGACGGAGGCAGAGCGACAGGUAGCGGACCGCACGGCAGCCGCGGACCUGGCGCGACACACGCAGAGCGAAACCGACGAGAAACUGAAACAGGCCAACCUGCACGUCGAGUGUCUUAAGGAGCGUCUGGAAAACCGCGAGUCGCUACUAUCGGAGCUCGAAGUGCGGCUGGGGUCGCUGGAGAGCGACAACGCGGCGCAGGAGGCGGCCCUGAGCUCGGCGGCGCGGCGCCUGCGGGACCUGCAGGAGGAGUGCUCCUCGCUGCGGACGGGCGCGCACGCGCACCACGCGCACGGGCUGCGGCUACAGGCCGCGCUGGCCGACGCGCAGGAGGAGAUUUCAGCGCUUCGAGAGGCACAGGAGUCGGCCGCCGCGUGGUGGCGCACGCGGGACACCAAGGCAGACGCGACCAUCCGGCAGCAGGCCAAGCUCAUCGACUUCCUGCAGGCAAAAUUAGAAGAAAGUGGUCGUAAGAAGUGUUCGCUGAGCAACAAACUGUUCGGGCGGUCGGGACGUCGGGCGGCCGCCUCGCCCAGUACAACGCUGCAGAGGACCAACCGAGAGUUACGGGAGGAGGUGGACAGACUACGCGCUAAGUUAUCUGCCAAAACUUCCGACGAAUUUCCACCAACGCCUGUACGCGAGAAAACCACAAUCAAAUCUCACAAGUUAACCAAUGGACCACUAAGCUUGGACAUGCCCGAUGGUGCUCCUGAGAAGGAUUCACUAUUAAUAAUCAGGAGCGACGGCAGCCGGGAGCGGAUGCACGCGCGGUUCGCGGACGGCCGCGUGGCCUUGAGCAGUGCGGGCGCGGGGGACGUGCUCGCGAGCCUACACGGGGACGAAGCAACCGGUCUGCCGCAUAACGAGGCCAACCGAGCAUUCACGAUAAAGUUGGAGCAAUCUGGGACAGGCGACGAGAUAUGCACAGUGGUGUGCCCGAACAUAACCGAGCGCAACGAAUGGCUGAGCCGCCUACGGGAGAGUUCGGCGGCAGAACCGAGCGCGCAGUAUACGCCUGUCUCGCUCUUAAAUCUCGAUGUAAAGCCGGAGUGUGCGUUGUACGUCGCGCCUAAUGCUAUAGCCAUAGGCACCGAAAACGGGUUGCACUCGCUCCGCGGUGAAGUGGUGCUCGAGUGGGAGGGCGAGCAGCCCGCGGGCGCGGCGGGCGCGGCGGUCGGGGCGCUGGCGGCGUGCGGCGGACGGGCCGUGCUGGCUGCGGGCGGCCGGGCGGCGCACGCGGGGCUGCGGGCGCUGGGCUCGGCGCUGCGGCGCUCGGCCGCGCUGGCGCCCGCCGUGUGCGCGCACGUGCUGCCGACGGAGCUCGCCGCGCCGCACUUGGUCACGGCGGUAACGGGCGAGUCGAGCAGCGCGUGGUGCUGCGCGGUCGCAUGCGGGCGGCGCGUGCACGUGCUGCGGUGGGACGCGGGCGAGGCGCAGUUCACAGUGACGCGCUCGCUGACCGUGGACCGCGCGCCCGCCGCGCUGCUGCUGACGGCCACCGCGCUGUACGUGGCCGGCCACCGCCCGCUGCGGGUGCGGCUGCCCUCCGGCGCACUCGAGACUUUCGCCGCCGACCACCCCACCGUGGCGGCCGCCGCCAAGAAACACUCGCCGCCCCGCGCCAUCCUGCUGGUGCGCGAGCAGCCCGCCGAGCUGCUGCUGUGCUACGCCGAAUGCGGCGUGUUCGUGGACGGCGACGGACGCCGCACGCGCGACGAGGACCCGCGCUGGAGCGCCGCCGUGCACAGCUGGGCGUUCGUGCCGCCCUUCCUGUACGCCGUGGGCGCGGAGCGGGUCACCGUGACGCACGUGACGCCCGACACGUACCGCGCGCCGCCCUGCACGUGCGACGCGGGCUCGCUGGCCUCCGCGUCCUCCGACUACACCUCGGACGUGUACACCCACCGCGUGUCCGAGCCCGCGCUGCUCGGCGCCGCGCCCGCCGGCGUCAUCAUCCGCUCCAAGACUGACUCGGGCUACGCGGUGUCCUUGAUCGAAGGCAAAGCCGCCUUCCGAACUCUGGGAACCUCUCUGGAAUCGUUAGCGACCGCGUCCAAGUCGUCGUCGUGCGCGGACUUGGCGCGCUCCGUGUCGGACGUUUCCCCCGUGGACGACUCGCAGGAGAGCGUCGAUGUCAACACGGGCUUUCUGGCCGACAUCCGGAAAAGAGCGCGACAGCUCCGUGAGAAACAACGCAAGGAGAUGCAGUCGUCGGAUGAGAUCAUCAAGGGGAUCCUGACUGCGGAGGUCGGGGCGAGGCGAGGGUCGAAGGGGAGGAUGUCGCCCGUCGUGUCGGAGUUUGACUCGGACUCGGAGAGCGAGCGCGGCUCGGGCGCCCAGUGUACGGCGGACGUGUGCGCGGAGAUGUUCACGAGGCAGGUGCGCUUCCAGUGACGACACACAUCGGAACUUAACGCCAGAUUACUUAGCACCGGUAAACGUUACGUUUACGAAUACAAAGAUGAAUGUGACAUCUUGCCCUUUGACCAAAGCAAACCGUUAUAUGAUUUUUGACUAUUAUUAUUACAGUUCCGUAAACUGUACACAAUGUAGUACGCUGGAAGUGUACUUGCCUGCCUACAUUAAUAUGAUUUUGAGUACUUUUAGUCUAGUACCCGACGUCCAGUAAUUAUAAAUAUAGACUUAAAUUUUACUGCAUAAUAUUAUGUGACUGGCAUUGUUUGAAGACUUAAAUUUUAGCGAAAGGUUCGUUUGAAAUUUAGGUGUUCUGUAAAUAUAACUUUAAUACAACCUAAUGUAUUUUUUUAAAUUAUUUAUUUCAAUGUUUACAUAACUAAAUCUUCAUUUGAAGCUUAUGUCAUAACAUUAUAAUUAUUGUGUAUAUUUUUUAAGACAUCAUGUAACUAUUUUUAUUGCCCUAUUUUUACUGUCAUUAGUAUCUUCUGUGACACACUAUAACUGUUCAGACUGACCGCUAUAACAAUUUUUAAGUUUAAUCAAUUUUAGUUACGCUAGUAUUUUUUUAUAUUCUUAACAAGUUAAGCAACUAACUGCCAAUUGCAGAAAGCAUCCUUAAAGUUAAUGUUUUAUUAAAUAUAAUAGUGUCACUUUCAUUUUCAUUUUGGCAGUCAAAGAUAGCAUGUGAUAUAAAGAAAUAUUAACCUUAAAUAUAUUUUCUGCAGCUGGCGGCUGACACAGUCAUACGUUAACGUAGAACUAUAAUUUAUUUAAGGUUUUACAAUGUUAUUAUUUAACAUAAGUUUGUAACCACAUACUUAACUAAGUAUUUUGUUAUCAAAUGUGGCGUUUUAUCUUUUGAAGAAUGUUAAUUUCCUAAAACUAUUUAGUUUUGAUUUUAAUUUAUUUUUUAAUAUUGAAUGCGUACGUUGCAGUCAUUUUCGGUUCUCUUGUUUUAUUUUAAUUUCUUGCCUUUGAAAGUCUCUACUACUAUACUGUGAUUUGAUAAGUAUGCAAUUUAAUAUAUUUUUAAGGUGGUUAUUUUGUAUUAAUAGUAUUAAUACCUACCAGUGAUGUAUAUUUAGUGCAACCUAUAUUUUUAAUAAAUAAAAAAUAAAAAUUA